Molecule: messenger RNA, 181 nt
Organism: Durusdinium trenchii
Lineage: Eukaryota; Dinophyceae; Suessiales; Symbiodiniaceae
Source: the annotation of a GenBank genome assembly
GAGCCCGUCGGUGGCAGCGUGUUGGCGCCGCCGGUGACGCACGUGGCCUCCAACAACUCCCGCGACCGACGCAGUGCCCCCGCGACGGGAACCACGCCGGCGCCGGAAACGACGGUGGCGCGAGGGAAGAAGCUGAACCGGGCCACCACGCAGGAGAGCGAGUUCGAGAGAGAGCUGAGAG